Messenger RNA from Gaeumannomyces tritici R3-111a-1, 285 nucleotides. RefSeq lists its product as hypothetical. Lineage: Eukaryota; Fungi; Ascomycota; Sordariomycetes; Magnaporthales; Magnaporthaceae. The record is from RefSeq and is a predicted model, not a curated record. Bases 1 to 285 code for a protein of 94 amino acids. The transcript has 2 exons.
AUGACCGGCGGCUCCGCUCUGCUUGUCGGAGGGGUCGCGGGGGCAUCCCUCGCGGAGGAGGGCCGACGAAGAGGCCCUCAAACCCGGUUCUCUAGUCAGGCGCCCACCGGCGACGUCGAAAUGCUACUCAGGACCUUGGCCCACGCUCCUGGCCGCCGCUUGCGGCCUUGGGCUUUUGCUCUGCGGUGCUGGGAUGGGCGGCCGGUCGGAGUGGCACCCGCCUAUCCGAUCUUCUGGUGGGAGAUGGAAUCACGUUGCGGCAGCCCCUGUCCCCCCGACGCUUGA